CUGUGUGGACUUGCUACCCCGUGUGUGUGUGUGUGUGUGUGUGUGUGUGUGUGUGCGAGUGUGUGUGUGUAUGUGUGUGUGUUUGUUACCUUGCACAGGUAGAAGGUGAGGUCUUUCCAGUGCACUCACCUGAAACUUGCGUUACCUGCUCCUGCAUCCGGAUUAGCAGCUCUGAAAGUGCACUAAUAGUAUCACUAAUCUCGGAUACUGUGUUGUUCAGCUGCAGUUGUGCUUUUAUUCCCGCGGUUUGGAUUUACAUGAACAUUUCUGGAGGUUUUGUUGCACUGAAAGCUGAACUGCGUCUACAGGAUGAGGCUAGAGGUGCUAGAGUGCUGCACUGGAUCUCACUUUGCACUGUUAUAGUUGGACACUGAGGAGAGAUUUGAGCGAUGAGAGAAAUAUGGAGAGCAGAAAGAAGCAGCGCUGCAUGCUGGGAGCUGAACAGCAGACUCAACGACUCCAAAAGCAGAGGCUCUCAACACAUGGUGAGGUGCAGAAGCUCAGCCCUGUGUGGAACAGCUCUCACUCUGUCAGAGUGGAACAGGAGCAGAUUCAGAAGAGGACCUUCACCAACUGGGUGAAUGCCCAGCUGUCAAAGAGGAGUCCCCCAGUGACUGUGCUGGACCUGUUCAACGAUUUCAGGGAUGGAGCCAGACUGCUGGAUCUGCUGGAGGUCAUGUGUGGACAGAGAAUGAGUCGGGAGAAAGGUAAAGGGAUGUUCCAGCACAGAGCGCACAUCGAGAAAGGCCUGGCAUUCCUCAGGAAGAAGUCGAUAAAACUGGUCAACAUUAACGUUUCUGACAUCAUGGACGGCAAACCUUCCAUCAUCCUGGGACUGAUAUGGACAAUCAUCAUGCACUUCCAUAUUGAAGAGCUGGCCAGCACGUUGUCCUUCAGUUCUCGUCAAUCAUCUUUGGAGUCUCUGGCCAGUCUGGACACCUAUUCGAACAGCAGUAGUGCCCGCAGCAGCCCAGUACCACCUCGCGGUGAAGCACUGCACACACGCUUCCGGAUCUCUGCCAAGAAAGCCCUGCUGCUGUGGGUCAGAGAGCAGUGCCACAAGGCUGGCUGUACGCUGAACGUAAAGGAUUUUAAGGCUAGUUGGAGGAGUGGUGUGGUAUUCUUGGCUAUCCUCGCUGCUCUGAGACCAGACCUGGUUGACCUUUCCAAAGCCAGAAGCAGAACCAACAGGCAGAAUCUGGAGGAGGCUUUCCGUAUCGCUGAGAGAGAACUACGUGUCCCAAGACUUUUGGACCCAGCAGAUGUUGAUGUGAGAGACCCAGAUGAAAAGUCCAUCAUGACCUACGUGGCUCAGUUUCUGCAGUACUCCAAAGACACACCUGUUGAUGAAGAGAUGCAGGGUCAGUAUAUUCCUCCAGCAGAGUGUCUUUCUCCUGUCAACCUGCCCAGCAACUUUACCCCUGCUAUCGCCACCUCUCCUCUCCGACAGACGUCCUCCCAUCAGAAAGCGAAGGAAGUGACCUGCUGGCUGGAGCAGGCAUAUCAGGAGCUGCUGGAGGGAUGGGACUCCACUGAGGGUGAAAGCUAUGCAGAGAGAUAUCAUGUCUUCCAGACGUUCGUGGUGUCCUUUAACGAGCAGCGGCGGCCUGUGAUGCCGUUCCUUACAGCGAUGAAGCGAACACCUCGUCUGAGUGAGGAGCAGAGAGAACUCAGGCAUGCCUGGGAUUCCCUCGCCGAAAAGCUGCGUGAGUAUAAGGCCGAGCUGGAUCUGAGUCUGCCGGCUCCGCUGGACUCUGUGGGCCUCUGGUUACGGAGGGUAGAGGAGGCUUUAGCAGACGGUGAGGACGAUACUCAGGACCACGGCCGCGCUGCACAGGACGCUCGAGACAAACAAGAGCUGCUUAAGGUGUGUGUAGAUGAGAUGCCCCACCACAUGAAGACCUUCCAGGUUUUCCAGAACAUGGAUGAAUAUGGAGAGAUGCUGGUUCCCACAGACAAACUGGAGGAGAUGAAGAGAAGGUUCACGAGCGUGCGUGUGAGCGCCAAGUACCACGGUAUAACACUGGAGUACCAGGAGCACAGACACACAGUGCUAGAUCUGCUGUCUCAGCUCAAAAUCAAGCUGCGUGCAUGGAAGAGGGCCUACAUUUCCCAGGAGGCUGUGCGGUUCCUGAUUCAUGACUGGAAUGAGACCGUGCAUAAGCAGGAACUACCGUCUUUGCUGGAAGGAGCUCUUUACAAACUGAAGCACAGUGCCAGUAAAUACACCAGCAAGUCUGCUCUGGCUGGCGACUCUAGUAAUGUGAAUCGUCAGGUGAAGGAUUUGGAGGCAGAGACUGCUAGGAUACUCCAGGACAUGAAGAUGGUGAAAGGCACUAUGGGACGCGUGUUGGCAGCCUGGGAUUCCUACUCAGACACCUACAGUUCUCUACACGCUUGGCUGGAGCAGGGAACUCAAACCAGCCGACACGGACAUCGAACUGAAGUGACGACGGGGAUGAUGUCAGAGUGGAGCUCUCGCCAGGCUCAUCUGAACGAAGUUGGAAACUACCUGACGGAGAUCACGGACACGCAAACCAGCCGCUCACUUUCUGAUGACCUCUGCAGGAUCAAUCUGAUGUGGGCCGACUUCGCCAGGAGGAUGCAGUUUGAUCUUGUUGAAGAGUCCAGUUUGGCUCCUGCAGUUCCUCAGACUCUGCAGUGUUUGGUCAGAGAGUCCAAUCAGCUUCUGAAGGAACCAGUGGAGGUGUUAUCAGGCUCACUUCGCACUUACAGAAAGAGGCUACAGUUCAUGAUGAACAAAAUAAAGGACGUUGACCUGGACUCCAUCUCUCCAUCUCAUGAGUGCUCUGCUGAAACUCUGAACAAACUCAAGCAGGCCAUUCCUGAGGUGUUGCAGACACUGUGUGAGGCCAUGCAGGUGUGUGAGGAGCUGCAGCAGAGCGUGAGUGGUCUGGAUGGGCGUCUAGCUGAACUUCUGCACUGGGAGGCUGAAGCCAGAGAGUUUUAUCAGCUCCUGAAGGAAAGAGCGCACAAACAUCAAAGAGGGCAAGAUGCCAGAACCCGGUUUCUGAUUUCUCGAGGCCUUCAGCUAGAAGGUCAAGUGGUGAUGGAGGAACAAGACCUGCAAGUGAUGGUGAUGUCAGGCCAGAAAAGCUCACCUCUACAGUACCUCAUCGCCUCAACCAUGCAGGACAGGGUUCGUGCCGCUGUCGUACAAUCCCAGGAAGCUGUUGGGAUGCUCAGUUCCUUGGGAGCUCGUAGAGAGAGAAGCCCUACAGGUCGUCAACCUCCUCAAAAGAUCUUUGUCCAGGAGAAAGAGACAGAGAACCAACAGCCUCAAACAAGCAGCACAACCCAGCCAAUGUCCACAUGUGAAAGUGCAGACCAAGCAGACUCCCAGCCAUCGGUCAAGCCAAAGUCUCUUCGGCCAUCCCAGCAAAGUGACCAAGUUGCAGUUCCAAAAACUCAACCUCAGGCUCAGCCUGUGCCCAUGAUUGUGGUGCAAGAAUACCAAGAGGAGAAGAUGAGUUCUUCUCCACAAGCUUACACUCAAACUCUGUCUCAAGUGCUGUCUCAAGAGACAAUGAAAGAGCCUCAACAUCAGGGUGUAUCUAAGGGCCAUGGCCAAUCACAGCCACUGGCCAAAGAUCAGGCAACAGCAUCACAACCACAGCAACAGAAUAAAGCUCAGUCGGCACAGCAGGACAUCCAGCAACAAACUCAACAAGGCCAACAGGGUCAACAGCAGCACAUGCAAGUGCAGCAACAGGGUGCAACCCAACAGCAGCCUCCCUCCCAGCAGCCAGUUAAACUACGGAAGUCUCAGGCACGUUCAGAGAAUAGACCUUGGCUUCAGAAGAAGGUUCAAGCUGAGGUUUUGCCCUCUGCACAUCCAGGGACUGAACCAAAGGACAAGAGUACAGUGGUUUCUGAAGCACAGUCACAGUCCACAGUGUCUUCCACAGUUGUCACACCUGACUCAAGUCAAGCUCAAGCCAAGAUGGCUUGUCAGACACAAGCCAAACUGAGUGAAGUUCAGCAUCAACAGGCUAUCACAAAACCAAGAGCGGGUCAAAUCGAACAACAGCAACCUGUGUCUCAACCCAAAGUAGUGAGCCAGGUCCAGCAUCAACAGCUGGUGAAACAAAACGAACUGGUUCAGGUCCAGCAACAGCAAUCUGUGAUGCAACCCAAAGUAAGCCAAGUACAACAACAUCAACCUUCAACCCAGAUGCCACCAAAAGCGCAUCCUCAAGCUAUGACAUCAGCAAAGCCACACAAACAACCUCAACCUAUGAUGGCAAGUCCAGUACAAGUGGUUACUCAACAGCAUCCAUUACCACAGGCUUUCACAGCAACUCAGCCACCAACUGUGUCCCAGAAGAAACCAGAACCACAAACAGCACAGCAAGCCCAACCACAAACCAUGUCUCCAGUUCAUCCACAAGUCAUGACCCAAAGGCAACCACAACCCAUGGUUCAAGCUCAGCUCCCAGUUACGUCUAAAACUCAGCAACAACGGAUGGAAAUGGGGGAAGCACAGCAAACCAUGACCCACAUUGAACGGCUUCCUUCAGUACCCAUGCAACCUCCGAUUAUGGCCCAGGGUCAACCAAGACAUCCUGUUCCUCAGGAUCAGCCCAGAAGGACAGCCCCUAUUCAACCUCGAAUCAUCACCAUGCCUCAGGGUCCGCCACAAGCUCAAAUAAUGGGUAUGGGUCAACCUCAAGCCAAUUUUCAGCCUCAUCUACACAGUAUUGCACGACCACAGAUGCAACCAAAGGUCCAGCAUCCACAGUGGAGGCCAGUUGCCCCUGAGGUAGUCGCUCAGUCAAGUUAUCAUGAGGUCCAGGCUCAGGGACUAAUGCAAGCCCAAAUGUAUCCACAAAGCCAUCCACAAUUUCAAGGUGUCCCACAAAUGCAAGCACCACCUCAGCAAUGGUGCUCAUCAGUAGGAGGACCUUCAGCGACCCAGACUUACUCCAAUGUGCAGAGUUCAAGUCAGGUGCAAGUUCAGUCUCAGAUGUACCAGAGUGUUCAAAUGCAAACUCCGCAGUGGGGCCCUCAGAGACCCGAACCAUUGGCACCUCCUUACGUACAAAUGAGACCUCAAAUCCCAGUCCAACCAAUUGCUCCUUCCCAACACUGGAGACCAAUCAGACCUGAGGUGAUCAGCCAUAGUUACCAGAGGGUUCCAACUCCAGACCAGGGACCUGUAUCUCAGUAUUCACCUGCUCAACAUCAGGCACAUCCGAGACCUCAAAGCCCUCCUCAGAACUGGGGGCCAAUCCAUCCGGAGCCUAAAUCCCAAGUUCGUUCUCAGAAAACGGUUCCAAAAGUCUCUCAACAACAAGUGACUCACCAGCCACUGGCGCCACCACCUCCACCAUCUCAACCCCCAGUAAGAUCCCAAGGUCCUGGUCCACAGCAGUCUCAAGGUCCUGCACCACAGCAGCCCCAAGGUCCUGCACCACAGCAGCCCCAAGGUCCUGCACCACAGCAGCCCCAAGGUCCUGCUCCACAGCAGCCCCAAGGUCCUGCACCACAGCAGCCCCAAGGUCCUGCUCCACAGCAGCCCCAAGGUCCUGCUCCACAGCAGCCCCAAGCUCGGCAGCAACAGCUGGCACAAAACAAAGCUGAAGCUCCUCCUCAAGUUCAAAUUCAAGUUCAAAGCCAAACUCCACAGACACAACCUCAAGUUCAGGCUUCACCAAAGCCACAAUCCUCACUACCGGAGCAGACCCCACAGUCAGCUCCUUGGGUCAAAGCACCAGCACUGGCCCAGGCUCCUCCUCAGGCUUACACGGAGGCUUACGCUAAAGCACAAGCCCUGGCCAGGAACAGGUUCGAGGAGGCCAAGCAUUGUCUGCAAGAACAUAUUCUAGAAGCGAUCAACGUAUUCAAGGACAAGAAGAUAACUGACGAGCAGGCAUUGGUCAAAGAAGAAACCUUAAAAGGCCUGGACGCUGAGCUUCUGGAUCAGUUCCUGCGAGCUGCUGAAGGAAUGGAGGCCUUCUGCACCCCGUCUCAGCUCCGGGACAUGGAGUUCUUUGCUCAGUCUGUCAGAACACAGUGGGAGGCUAUUCAGAUUGAAAUGUCAGGAUUUGUGGGGCAGCUCAGAUUCCAGAUAAAGCUUCUGCACUUUAACUCCAUUGCACGGCAGUGUGAGAUACACUUUAACAACAAGAAACCCAACUCUAGAUCUGACUCCAGAUCAGUGCAAGCUGGAGAGGCCUGUUUUUCUGCUGAUGGCAGUUUAGUUGUGGCUGGGCAUAAGUUGGAAGCUCUGAAGGAUCUUUGUGAUACCCUGAGCCCAGAGGAUGCCCACAGGCUGGCACAAGCUCAGCUCCGCGAGUGUGAGAAAAGACUCGCUGCCAUCCAGCGGCAGUUCAGCGGAGACCAGGACACUCCAAUGCCGGGUGCUGGAAGUGUUCUUGUGGAACAGAUGAAAGAGUCUUCACCACAGAACAUAUCCACAGCUUCUGUGGAGAAAGCUUCAGAAACGACCAGUCCAGAGGCUUCUCCAGUCUCAACCCAGAGGCCCAAACCCACGGAUAAGAAGGAGAUAAUAAAGCAGACGAGUACAGAGGAGGACAGGUACAGAAGCUCCAGAUUUGCCCUUCAAGCUCAGCUCAACAGGAACGAGCAGAGCAUGCUGGGAGAUCGGCCUUCAGAAUCAGCCACCGACCUCAGAAAACAGCUCAGAGAAUUAAAGGCUCUGAGGGAUGAGACCGAGUCUCUGUGGUCGGAGUAUGAGGUGCAGUGCUCCCAGUGCGUCCAGUUUAAUGAGAGGGGGGUGGAACAGGACCGAGCCGAGCUCACAGUCAAGUGUAGAGAACAGAGAGCUCAGCUUCAGAGCAGGGUUGAUUCUCUGGGUUCUGCUCUGGACCUCAUGGAUUCUAUAGAGCACCACAUUGCCGAGAUUUCGGAGCACCUUGAUAAGUUCAUCAAAGAACCCAAAGAUGUAAAAGGAUACACGCUGAUCAACACCAACCUCCUCAAAGAUGUUAAGGACUUGGACGAGAGUAUCCAGGCGCAGAUGGAUCGUCUGGCACGUUUCGACUCGGAGCCCAGUAACCUGGACCUGCGGGACCGCUCCUCCCUGACCCAGGUAGUGCUGUCCCACCGCUCCAGCCUGGACCGCCUCCGACAGCAGGUACGCAAAAGCGACGCCGCGGCCCGCGCCCUGGAGCGCUUCCUCAUGUCCCUGCGAACCGUGGACCAGGACAUCGCCUUCGUGCAGGGUGCCCCCUGCAGUGACGUGGCGGUACUGCAGGACAGCAGGGCUAAACUGGCUCUGAUCAGGAAAGGAGUGGGGAGCCUUAAGGACAAGGCUCCUCAGCUGGACAUGCUGCUGGGUGGAGCCAGGAUGGAGGUGACCAGAGAGGGGCAUGCAGUGUCCUGUCUGGACAUGGUGGGAGCGCUGGUGCAGCGGGCGGAGGACGCGGACGACCGGCUGAUGAUCCGACAGGAGGAGCUGAGGAAGGAGCAGCAGAGUCAGGGCCUCAGAGUGAGGAGGAAGAAUCUGCAGGCUGAGCUGAGGAAGGUGCUGGGAGCAGCAGAGAAACAGGGGCUGAAGGAGCCCACCAUGCCAGCCGUGCAGCAAAGGAUACGUGCCCUGUCUGAUUUGGAGACUCAGUUAAACGCCCUUCGCCCGGAGUACCAGAGCAUCAAGGGCAGUGUCUCUAAAGCUUCCCCAGAUACAGAGCAGACAACACGGGAAGCGGAUGAGCUGGACUCCCUGUGGGAGGAGACGGAGAGAGCUGUGACUGACAGACAAGAGCAGUGCAGGAGGUUACUGGAGCUACUGAAGAAGUUCCAGAGCUGCCGUAGUUACCUGGGCGGCACCCUCCAGAAGGCGGAGCAGACUGUGAGUGAGCAGGCCUCCUACAUGAGUAAAGACAGCCUGCAGCGCCUCGUGACCAAGGUUUGUGGAAUAAAGGAUGAUCUGAGCGGUCUGGGUCCGAGAAUGGAGGACUUUAGGAAUAUCUGCCGGCAGCUGCAGUCUCAGCUGAAGAAGAUCCCAGACUGUUCAGAAACUCCAUUUGAGACUGAGGCGGAUGCGCUGGUGGACUCCUGGCUGGAUAUUUCGGAGAAGACGGACGGCUGUAUGGACAACCUGCGUGUGGGUUUGGAGGUGUGGGAGAAGCAGCUGAUGCUGGGUGGGGAGGUGGAGGCCUGGGCCACUGCUAAACUCAACCUGUUCGCUCAGUCCCACACGUUUACCACUGAAACAGAGGUCCUGCAGAUGAAGGAGGAGAUCCAAACACAGGAGGAGAACAUUGAGCGUUUUCACAGGAAGUCCCUGGAGAUCCAGAACCUUUUACAGAGUAAAGAGUCUCCAUUGGAGCUACAGGUGAUGGAGACUGGUCUCAGGAAGAAGAUGGACGAGGUGAAGGAGGUGUUUGCCGGCUGCACAGACGUUUUCCAAGAGCUGCUGACAGUCCGAGCCCACCUGAUUCAGAGGAUUGAUGAGUGUCGAUCUGCCAUCCACAGAAUACAGGCCUCAGUGAGCGCAGUCACUGCAGACAAUACAGAUCAUCUGCACCAGCAGUUACAGGACCUUUCUGAUGAGCUUCUGGAUCAGAAGGACCAGGCAGACUCUCUGAUGAAGGAAAUCACUCUCAUGUCUAGCGUGACUGGACCUCAGGCCAUAGAGGAGCUGACCAAUGACUGCAAGCGUGUGAAAGACAGCAUCACAACAACCCAUGAGCUUAUUGGUCAGAAGAAAGAGCAGGAAGAGAAGAACAUUCUUGUUCAGUCUAUUAAAAAUGAGUGCCAGCUGUUUGAGGACUGGCUCCAGGAUGUGCAGCUCUCGGUGAACGAGUGCUUCGAGAACCCAGAGAGGAGGCAGGAUGUGGAGGUGUCUAUGCAGAGACUACAAGGUUUUCUGGCCUCUAAAGAAGGAGAACAGCGUCUCCUGCAGGUGAAGGAGAGCGUGGAGCGGAAGGGGCGGAUCCCUGCAGACCACCAGGCUCAGCUGAGCGUGUGGCAGCAGGAGCAGGAGGGCGAGAUGGCCACCCUCAGAGCUCACUGCCAGGGACGCCACAAACAACUACACGACAUCGUGCUCAAACUCGACAGCUUGCAAGAAGAGCAUGAUCAUCUCCAGGGCUGGUUGGAGCAGAAAGAGCAGAUUCCUGAGCAAAGAGAAAAACUCAGACAAGUUCAUGAGGACUUUCUCAAAGAAAGCGGUCGGGUCGAAGCCUUCAGUGACUUGCUGACCUCUGUGAGGUUGCGUGGUCUGAGAGGAGACCCUCUGCUGAAGAACAGUGAAGCCCUGAUCGACAGAUACCACAGUCUGGGGAUCCGUCUGGAAAACCAGGCCCAAGUCCACAAAGCCCUGGAGAAGGAGGUAGAAGACUUCUAUGCUCAGGAGGAGGGAAUCAGGGCCUGGAUUCGAGACUUGAAACAGGGUCUGGAUUCAGUACAUAAAGACGCUUCAGUAGAGGAGAAGCUCUGCCAGGCUCAGGCUGUUUUGAGACUGUCUGCUGAUGGCGACUCCAGACUGGCUUCUUUGAGUGAAGUACGAGAGAGUUUAUGUGCUCGUGAAGAACUGGAGGAGCAGCAGCUGCAGGAACUCACACUCAACCGCAGAAACGUAGAAGACGAGUGGAGAAGACUUCUGGAUUCUGCACAGCAGCUGAAGAACCAGGCCGAGCUCCAGGGCUCUCUGUUAAAGAAUUUGGAGGACCUGCAGGAGCAGGAGAGAAGGGUUCGGUCCUGGGUGCAGCAGCAGAAACAAAGUCUGGCCUGUCUGGACCGAGACACUCCGAACCAGGAGAUACACAGCAGUGUACAGGCUGUAUUAAACCUGCAACAUGAAGGUAACUCCAAGCUGGCAGCUCUGAGGAAAAGUGGGGAGAGCAUCAUUGCUCAUAAGGAAUUGGGCAGUGAGAAGAGGCUGGAGAUAGAGGAGAGUCAGAGAGAUCUGGAGCAGGAGUGGGAAAAGGUUCUGCAGGCUGCACAGGAGCUGAAGAUCCAGAGUGAACAGAAAGAUUCACUCUUAAAGGAGCUACAGCACUUCCAGAAUCAGGGAGAAGAUGCUCAAGUCUGGAUUAGAGAUCUGAAAAAGUCCUUGGAGUCUUUGGGGAGUGCCUGUCCAUUUGAAGAGCAACUUCACCAAGCUCAGGCUGUCUUAAACCAUGGAGCUGAAGGAGACUCUAAGCUGUCUGCUCUGAGGGAGAGCGGUGAGAGUGUAUGUGCACUAGAAGGCCUUGAAGAGGACAUCGGGCUGUCCGUCCGGCAGACACUGAUGGACGUACAGCAGGAGUGGGCUGGAGUUCUGGGGCUCGCUGAGAAGCUGAGGAGCAGAGCAAAGCUGCAGGACAACAUUGCAAAAGAGCUUCAGGAUUUUUUCUCUCAAGGUGAAAAUGUUCAAACGUGGGUGAAGAAGCAGCAGCAGAGGUUUGACUCGCUGGACAAAGACACUCCUGUACAGGAGAGGCUUAAUAUCUCACAGGCCAUCCUGGACCUGCAGUUAGAGGGAGACUCUAUGCUCGCUGCUCUGAGGAUGCGAGGAGAGAGUGUAUGUGUUCAUAGCAGCCUGGACGAGAGUCAAAGGCACUCCAUCCAUCAGACUGUAGGUGGCGUACAGGAGAAGUGGAGAAUGGUGCUGGAAAUUGCUGAAGAACUUCAAAAGCAGGCAGAGCUCCAGGAUUCUCUCGCCAAGGAGCUUCAAGCUUACCAGUCUCAGGAGGAGGACACACAGUCCUGGGUUGAGGAGAAGAAGCAAGAGUUGGGCUCGCUGGGCAAAAGUACACAUGGCACCCAGGAUCAGAUUAAGGAAAGACUCAACAAAGCUCAGGCGGUUCUAAGUCUUCGUUCUGAAGGGAAUGGUAAGAUUGCCUCCUUAAAAAGAGGAGCAGAGAGCCUGUGUGCUCGUAAAGACCUGGAUGAAGAAGUGAGACUCACGGUGCUCCGGAACCUGAAAUGCUUAGAAGAAAAUUGGAAAGGAGUACUGCAGCAUUCUCAAGAGCUCCACAGUCUUUUACGGAGUGUGGUGGAGCGGCUGGUUUCUUGUCAGUGUCAGAGGGAGCAGACCCAGUCUCGUUUAGAGCAGCUGAGAAAGCAGACGGAGGCGCUGCCCCGCUGCUUCCCCUGGCCUGGUUUAGGAGAGCGGAGGCACGCCGUGGAACAGGCCAGGACUCUGGUGGAGAAAGCAAGGUCUCUGACUCCCACUCUGUCCGCCCUGAGGGCCCUGGGGCGGGAGAUGAGCCAGCUCACACGGGACCCCAGCUGGUCCGACCCAACCUGGGCAGCCAUGGAGGAGAGCAUCCCGGGUUUAAUCAAAGAACUACUGGAGUUAAGUGAGAGUCUAGAAGAGGGCAUUCACACAGAGAGAGUCUGCGUUCAGCUGGUGGAGCAGCACAGCGCUGCUCAGGAUUGGCUGAGAGAACAAGUCAAAGGUUUUGGACCUCUGCCCACAGAUCGCCAAGGAUUACAAGGAUCCAUCAACACUUUAAAGGCUCUUCUCCAGACAGUGAAGAGGGAGGAAUGCGAGCUGAAAGAGCUGGACGUGGUCAAAGACUCUCUGAGCAGCCUGUGCACUCCUGGAGGUUGUGAUGCUCUGACUCUAGAGGUCAGUCAGCUCCAUGACCUGUGCGCCUCUUCAGAGAACGAGAUAACUGAAAGGCUUGCUGCGUGUCAGGCCAGGUUGGCUGACAUUGAUUUGAAGCUUGAGGGCAGGACACAGGGCCUCAGAGCGCAGGCAGAGGGCCUCCAGAACGAGCUCCGUGCUCAGGCCCACUGUCUGGAGUUUGGAGAAGGACACAGGACUAUUAGCCAGCUACAGGAAAGCUGGCAUAACUUUAAGAAUUGCGAGAAAGAACUUGAAGCUUUAGAAGGCAAAGUACGUGACCUUGGGCAGGAGCUCCGCAUGGUGCCCUCUGAUGAGGAUCUUCCAUCUGAUGUUAUAUCUCUUAUUGAUGCCGUAACUUUGCAGUACUGCAGUUUGCGGUCUAAGCUGUUAGAAAGACAGAAUGACUGCGCUGAUAGUGUGGUGCACUGCGUGAGAGAGGCACUACAUGCUCUUAAUGCCUGGAACCAAUCAGAACAGCCUUCCUCAGACUCCGCCUCCGCUCUGCAGGCUAUGAUAGAGGAGGGUGCAAGACUGCAUAAGAGCCUACAGGUGGCAGUGUCUCACAAGCAGCUACUCAGAGACUGCCUCGGUCCAGAAUUGGCUGGUAAGCUGGAGAGAGACAGUGCGACUGCAUUAAAGGAUGCUGACUCUCUCAUUACUGAACUAAAGCAGAGGAUGAAGGAUCUUGAAGAGAAGAUCCAAUUUGAAGCUCUUAGAUUAUCAAUGGAAACUCGAAACCAGUUGGACUCACAGGUUUCUUCGAAGAGCCACACCACCACUGAUCCUACCUCAAAAACUGAGAUUUUUCAGACAAAGCAAACUUUUACAACAAUUAUAGUGACUCAAGAUAGUAAGAAGACUGAUGAAACCUCAGUGGUUCAAGCCUUUGAACCUCUGCAGAAAGAAGACGCUUCAAUGGUUGAAAAGACUCUAGAAAAGACAGAUUUACCACACCAGGUUAGCACACCAGGAGUCAGUGAGACUUCCCUACCUGUAAGUGUCUCUGAAACAAGUGAAGAAGAAGAUGAGUGGGUUAUUGUGGAGCCUGAGAAGCAUCAAGAUGUUGUUGACAAGAUACAAGUUGACUUGUCUGAGCGACCCGAGGAACUCCAUGGCUUUGAGAUACUGGCAGAUGAGCUACACAAGCAGUUUGCUGGAUCUGAAAAUCCAGAAGCAGACACUAUUGAGGAAAGUAAGGUUUGUGAUGAUUCUCUUGGAUUAGCAGAACAUCAGUCUGAAGAGUUGGUUGAGUCUAUCUCUGCAUCCAUGGAUGUACCCCAGCAACCACCUCUGGAAAGUGAUGAAACUGCUAUGCUUCAACCUGUUAAAACGCUACACAAAGAGAUUUCUAUGUCAUUUACUGAAGAAAUUGUGACAGAACAUCCACCGAAAACAGAGAUGGAGGCCUAUCAGGGUGAACCCAAAACUGCUGGUCUACCAAAAAGUACCACCUUCUCAUCUGCAACAAGUAAGCUUCUAGAAACAGAAGUUAAUGAAUCUGCCUUGCCUCCACAAAGUCCCACAGAAGAUGACUUUGGUAAAACACAUGAGAAUUUGGAGGCAUCUUUGGAAUCUGUUGGUCCAAAACCAGAGAUGGUUGAAUAUGGGUCACAUACUGAAACUGUCAUAUUAGUUUCAUCCCAAGAGAAAAUCGAUUCUGACCUAAUUGAGGUGGGAAAAUCAUCUAAAGCUCUGCAAACAGAGACUCCCAUAGGACUUGCUAACAAGACUUCUGAAGAAAUUGAUGCUUCUGUAGCAAAACAACCACUGGUACCAUCAGAAACUGAUGCCCACCUAAGCAAAUCUGAGACAGAAUCAUGUUUGCCAUCCACAGUUUUGACAGUGUCAUCUGAAGUACUAACAGAGAUCAGUAAAUCCACCCUCCACCAUGUAAGGGACUCUCCAACAUGUGAAGAAGAGAUCAACACUUCAAAGUUCUUGAAAUCUAAAGGUCAGGCAGAUUCUAGGGACAGUCAGCUUGUCUUAAAAUCUGACACAGAGAUCAAAAUAUCUGAUGGGACAUAUCCAUAUAUUCCUGAUGCCACCGAACACAUGGAUGGGGACAAUAAAGUGCCAAGAAAGAAAGUUGCCUCACUUGUUCUUGAUACUGACAGUGUACACAUUCAUACUACAGAGGUCAUGGCCUCAACUGACCCCAAUACAUUAAGAAUAGUUUCAGGUGCAGCCACCGGCUUUGAUAUCACCUUGUCUGAACCAGUAGUAAGCUGUAACACUGGUGGUUCUAAAGAAACUGAGGAACCACAGGUAGCAGAAGAAGAUGCAGCAAAGGAACGUGAUAUCUGCUUGGGUAAACCAGGGCAAGAAAAUGUGGCCCAGAUUGUGGCUGCAAGCACUGAGUCUGUAAGUCAGUUGCAAGCAGUGGACCCAGCUGAUGAAGUCGCUUAUGAACCUUCAGUAUUCGUUACAAACAAAACCCAAGAGAUACAAGAGACAACAGCCCCCACAGUUGUUGGAACCUUGAGUAGGACCAAUGGACCAAAUGCUAGACGUCAAGACAGAGAGGAAACUGGAAGAUGGACAACAGACAACGGUCCACACGAAGCUCAUAGAGUGAUAGAGCCACUUGGAUUGACAGACUGGACUAAUAAUGGCCCUCGCGAGAUUCAACAAAGAUAUAUUAUUCUGGACCAACGAGAAGCUGUACAGAUAGAUGGAGAACCAGCUGCAGAGGCAGAAAUACUGACAUUAGGUGCAAGAGAGCCUGAAGGAGGUGAAGAAGUUGAAGUAUCAGAACCUGCAGUUUCAGGAAAAGAGUCCGGUGAAGAGUUUGUUGAAACUGAAGUCAAGGAAUGUCAAGAAUCAAGAAAGGAACAAGCUGAGACUAUAGAAGCAAUAUUGGCUCCACCAGUUAGAAGAAAACGAGAUUCUGUGCCAAGUGAGAAGUUGUUUGCGUCAACAUCUGUAGCGAUUGAUGACAAGACAAAGAGAACAGUGGAUCUAGGUGAUGAAUUGCCGACAGUGUCUGAGUCUGAGCAGAGACCUAGCCAACCACAAACCAGUCACCAAGAGGAGGAUGAUAGGUUUGCAGUCAGUUUAGAGAACCAACCUGAGGUGGUAGGUGUUCCUUCUGUUCCAUCUAUUCAGGUUUCUUCUUUGGAAGUUCUCCCAACUCCACCAAGCAGAAGGCGUAAAGACAAGUUAGGAGGUGAACGGAUGUCACUGGAUCUUGAUUCCCAGCCAACUCCACCAGCAAGAAGACGAAAAGAGAAGGGAGAUGAUAGAAGAUAUUCACUUGACCUGGAAGCCAGUCCAAAACCACCAUCCAGAAGACAGAAAGACCUCACCAGUUUAGAACUGAAGAAAAGCAUGGAGAAAGCGAGCUUCGAGGACCUUGUUGUAAAGCCAACUCCACCAGUCAGGAGAAAAGCAAGUCGAGUUGAGAUUGAUACUAUUUCCCUCACUUCUGAAACUGAAGAUCUGGAAUAUCUGGUGAAACCCACACCCCCAGUAAGAAGGCGAAAUAGCAGAGUUAUGAGUGAUCAGGAAAAGGGAAUGUCUCUUAUAAAGCCCACUCCACCGGUGAGACGAAAAAUCAGUCGAGCUGGAAGUGAAAUUUCACUUGCUUCCAGACAUGAAAUGGAGGAAGAGGCAUUGGUGAGACCCACCCCUCCAGUAAGAAGGAGAAAUAGCAGAAUUGAAAUUGACACUUCAAUUCCUAUGUUCCAGCUUCAAGAGAGCUUAAUUAAACCAACACCUCCUCUAAGACGAAAAGAACAAAGAACAGAAAGUGAGAAAGUGCUGACAGUUGAGAUCCCAAAACCUGAAGAGGCCAUACCUGAACAGGCCCCACCAAAGAGGGAAGGUAUGGAUAUAACUGAUGUUGAUAUGGCUCCAAAACUAGAGGAAUCAUCAAUCAAGCCAAGUCCACCAAACAGGCGAAAGAAAGAUACCACUAAUAUUGAAGAGUCUGCAAUGCUGAAAGAACCAUCGUCCAAACCAAGUCCACCAAACCGGCAAAAGAAAGAGAAAACUGAUGUUGAAGUGUCUUCAGUUUUGGAAGAACCAUCGACCAAACCAAGUCCACCAAUCAAACCAAGUGAAUAUAAAACUGAUGUUGAAAUAUCUCCAAUGCUGGAGGAGCCAUUGGUCAAACCAAGUCCACCAAGCAGGCAAAAGAAAGAUUCAACUAAUCUUGAACUGGCUGCAAUUCUAGAAGAACCAUUGGUUAAAACAAGUCAACCAAUCAGGCAAAGUAAAGAUGAAGGUGAUCUUACAGCAGCUACAAUGCUUGAAGAACCAUCGAUUAUACCAAGUCUACCAAACAGGAGAAAGAAAAUUACAGCUGAUGUUGAAGUGUCUACAAUGCUUGAAGAACCAUCAAUCAAACCAAGUGUACCAAGCAGUCAAAAGAAUGAUCAAACUGAUGUUAAAGGAGCUUCAAUGUUUGAAGAUCCGUUGGUUGAACCGAGUCAACCAAACAGGCAAAGUCAAGAUAAAACUGAUGGUGAAGUGGUUCCAAUGCUAGAAGAACCAUCGGUCAAACCAAGUCCACCAAGCAGGCGAAAGAAAGACAUAACUGAUAUUGAAGUGUCUCUACAGCUGGAAGAACAAUUGGUUGAACCAGGUCAACCAAUCAGGCACAGUGAAGAUUAUUCUGAUGUUGAAGCAUCUUCAAUGUUGCAAGAACCAUCGAUUAUACCAAGUCCACCAAACAGGCGAAAGAAAGUUACAACUGAUCCUGAAAUGGCUUCAGUGUUAGAAGAACCAUCAAUCAAACCAAGUCCACCAAUAAGGCAAAGUGAAGAUGAAACUGGUGGUGUAGUAGCUCCAAAGCGAGAGAAACCAUUGGUUGAACCAGAUCAAUCAAGCAGGCAAAGUGAAGAUAAAGCUGAUGUUGAAGCAUCUCCAAUAUUGGAAGAACCAUUGACUAAACCAAGUCCAUCGUUCAGGCCAAGUGAAUAUAAAACUGAUGUUGUAGUAUCUCCAGUGCAAGAAGAACCAUUGAUUGAACCAAGUCCGCAAAACAGGCGGACAGAAAAGACCGAAACUUUCGAGGUCCAAACCAUCAGUAAACAAGAAGAUGAAGAGAAGAUAGAACAUGUAGAAGAAUGUUACAUAAGUCAGGAACAGCCUGAGAAAGGACUUGUUUCUGCUGAUGUAGAAUCCACAGGGAUCUUGAUGCGUACUGAAGGCAGCAGCUUGGUUCAGGAGCUGGUACAAAAUAUAGAUCAGUCAGAAACCCCUGCUCAAGAGAGCUCAAUCUCCAGAACUGAGAGUCAGGCACCAGUGCCCAAAGAAGAAGAAGAGGAAGAAGAGCCACUUGGUCCAACAAUGAAGGAGAUCUUCACUGAAAUUAAGAAGAUGUCCAAGACAGGACCAAACAGCUUGUUAAUUGAGACCAGGCCUUAUGAAGAUGCUCUGGACAUUCUGGACACUUCUCUUGUCGACCUCGAGGGACAGCUGAACAGACUGGUGAUCCGUAUUCUGAGUUGUCGCAACCUCCCAGCAGUGCUCAACCCCACGGACAUGGCCAAACAAGUAGAGGAAGCAGAGCAUUGCAGACAGAGUGCUCAGAAGCAGAUCUCCUCCAUCUCAAAGCAAGACCAAGCCAACGGUGAUGUUGGCAUUAUUGCUAAUGGCUCAGCUUAUGACCCUGAGUCCAUGCAGCGACUGAGUUGCCAGUGGACAGCAGCACUGUGGGAUGCAGUUGGUACUGUCCACUCCAAGGAGGCACAGCUACAGCUGGUUAUUGAUUAUGACAGACAGACGCAGAAAGCCCAAGUAACUUUUGAAAAGUUGUCAGCUGAACUGGUGGCCUUGAGGAUCUGCCCAGUUGAAAGUAGCUUUGUCGAGGAGCAGAGAUUGCGUUCUUUCCUGAGGACUAUGGAACAGGAGAGAACAGUUCUGGGGGAACUAAUUCAGACACAUUCCCAACUAUCACCCUACCUCAGCUCCCCUGAGAAAGCCUCAGCUCAAGCCCAGGUGAACAGAACACAGCGUGACUGGAGAGAGCUGGAAAGAUCUGUGGAAAAAACUCUUCAUAAUGUCAGCGCCUAUACCAAAGAGAGUUUUGGCCUUCUUGAUGAAAUCAACACCUUAAAGGACCACCUAGAGAACCUUCGUAAGAUCUUGGGACCAUUCCAGAAGUCCUCUGUUAAUUGGGACAGGAACAGGGCUGAAGAUUUGAUUGAACUCAGUGCAGACUUCACUGCUGCACAGCAGAGCUAUUUCCACCUUAAACAACGUUCUGAUGCCCUCUCUCAAGGCUUGACCUUCAAGACGGAGAUGUGCAGGUUAGAGCAAAACCUACAGAGUGUCAAGGAUAAGCUGGAUCUGAUAGGUGAGCAGUUGGCGUCAUCUUCUUCUUCAGUCUUGAAAAGCAGCAACCCUACCAUGGGUAAAAUUGUCAAGGUGAUAACAGACGCACUGGCUUGGGCCAAACAGACUGAACGCGACAUCGAAGGUAGGAAAAGGAAGGUAUCUCUGUUUCCAGAGGAGGUCCAUCGACAAAUCAAGGACUUGAAGAAGCUGCAGUCUGAGAUGAACCUGAAGAGGAGCCAGUUACAGGCUCUAACUGAGGAAGUAGCAGAGUUGAUCCCUGAGCUUGAUCAAGAUGAUGUUCCAAUGAUAACGACAUUCUUGGAAGAGCUGAACGGUCUGUCCAAGUCAACGGCAAAGAAACUGGACAGUUCCUUGGACGAGAUAGAGUCGAGUCUACAGACUCGGGAGAAGAUAUCGGAGAAUAUAGCAGAUGUGGCAUCUUGGAUUCUGGGGCAUCUACAGAGCGAGGCUUUAAGGAGGGAAGAUUACCAGAGUUUCAGUGCUGCAGAUCUUGAUCGAAGGUUAAGGCAGAGUCAGGAAACUCUAGUUGAGGCAGAAAAGCAGUCUGCAGUUGCCGAGGCUCUACUGAUGAAGAGUAAGGACAUCGCCUCGGAGCUUAGCAUUUCAGAGAACGCCUGGCUAAGCAAGGCACUCACCAAGCUUCAAGAGGACAUAAAGGAGGCCAUCAGCUAUGAGAAAUAUUGCAGCCAAGAGAUAACAGACCUCUUGCAGAAUCAAGAUUCCUCUCAGAAGAAAGUGACUUCUAUAGAGAACAACCUGCGACAAAUAACGGUAGAGAUCAAAGACCACCGAUUUCCCAUUACCAAGAACUCGCUGUCCAGUCUUGAGCCAUUCAAGCACACAAUCAUAGAGCACAAGUGCCAGAUGGAGCAAGUGAACCCAUGUCCAGAAGACAAGAGGAGAGAGCUGCUGGGCGUGAUCUCCGAGCUCCACCAUAAAAUGAAGGCUUUGGAUACUAAAGCCCAAAGCCACGAAAGGUUUCUCAGCCUCAGGCAACGUGUGGAAGAUCUCAGAGAAAAUAUAGAGGUCCAAGUUCCCAAAACCAAAGACGAAAGCAUUGACAAAGAGGAGCGAUACAAAACAUGUCAAGCUCUGCUCACCCAGCUCCUCUUCAUCAAACCUCUGUGCAAAGAAACGUCGGAUGAGCUAGAGAACAUCUCUCCAGACCUUUACCCAUCUCAGCUAUCUGCUGAGCAAAAGAGACUCAAACAGAACCUUGAUAGUCUUAACACCUGGGAGAUGACUAUCCAAAAUAACCUUCAGAUUGUGGAAUGGGAAAUUCUAAAAGGAGUGCAUUACCCCUCCGAGCAAAGAGCAGUGCGAGAUUUUCUCGAGGAGACAAAUUUGGUACUGGAGAAGCCUUGCUGGGUGGAGCCUAAGCAGGAAGAUAUUGACAGAGAACUCAGGAAGUGCCUUAAUAUUAGGAAGAACGUUGAGGCUAGAAUGAGGGUUCUGGAAGUUCUGGAAAAGAAGAAAGGAAUUGGACAUAUACAGUCUCAAAAGUCCAAAAACCUUGCAGAAUUGGCCAACAAUGUCUUGGACAACUGUGACCAAAGAAUGAACGAUCUAUCAAAGGCGAUGAAGUUGUUGAAAAACUAUUCCACAGUGGUCACCAGCACCAUCCGAUUCCUCCAGGAAGCUGAGUCAGUUAUCCUCCCAUCUCUCUGCUCAGCCAGGAGCUGUUCAGAAAGGCUGAAGGACAUCCAACAGGCCUUGUCAGCUUUGGACACGGAGUUUCAAUCCCAUGUCGCCAAGCUUCAGGACCUCGCCCCCUUCAGCUCCAUAUUUCCCAAAGAGAAAUCAGAACUUCUUCAUAUUGAGAUUCUGAGCCACCUCUUGGUUAGAGAGUCUACAGUAAAGGCCCAAGCCCAGCUCAGGCUUGAAGCUUUAGAGAGGUGUGUUAACUGCCAAAGAAGCGUCCGUGCAUGCUAUGAAGAGUUAUGCCAAAGAGUGCGGGACUCUGAAACAAGCCUGGCUGAAUGUGCUUCUAAAAAAAUCGCAUCUCAGAAGGACUGCGCCGAGCAGCAGGAAAUAUUGAGGACUCUAGUGGAGGAAGUAGACACCCUGCCUGGCAGACUGGACGAGCUGAAAGAGUGGUGUCCAGUGCAGGGUUGCAGUACCAACAGGGAGGAUGCUGUGAGCGCCCUCUGGGGGCAGGUGGCGAAACUGCAGAGAUGUGCCAGAAGUCUAGGGGCACACUCGGAACAGAGAGGAGAGGAAUGGAAAGGAAUUACAAAGAAUAUGGAGCAAGCUUCCCUGGUUCUGGAGCAGAUGGAGGCUGAGUUGCCGGAGCUCAACAGAGGAAAGGCUACAGGGGAGGAGCUUCAGGAGCUGCUGCAAUUCUGGUCGCAGUACCACGACAGCUUGGACUGCCAACACCGAGCACUGUCUGCACUGGAAUUGCGUGUGGCUAGACUGUUGGGAGUCCCCUCCCAUUUGGAGCAAGCCCCGCCCAUUCCACUCUGCCAACAGCUGCAAAACAUGCAGGAACGCUAUCGCAGUCUGAAGGAGCGGAGUUCCCGCGGUCGGAAGGCGGUGCAGGCAGAGAUGGAGGAGAGGGAGAAGGUGCGUGAGGAGCUGCAGGGGGUCAGGGAUUGGCUUGUGGCGGCAGUGACUCUGCUGUCAGCUAUGGAACAUGCUCCCAGCACCAAACAACUACAGGAGGUUCACUCUGAGCUGUGCACCCAGAAGGCCGUUCUGCAGCGCAUCAUGGAGGGGUUAAGGAUGAAGUACUCGGACAUGUACAUGCUGGUGCCUGUUGAGAUUGAGGGCCCGCUACAGGAAGUCUCAGUGUCACUCCAGCAAGUGGAGGAGCAGGUGGAGGAGGCGGUGGAGAGGAGUGGUCCGCUGCACAGGCUGGACGCCAGGCUCUCUGAGAUCAGAGCCGGGCUGGAGUCUGUACAGAUCAGACUGGAGCAAAAGAGUCCCAGCAUUCCAGAGGCUGAGAUCACACAGAAGCGUGUGUGGGAUGAGCUGGACGGUUUACACUCUCGGCUCGCGGGGGUCGAGGUGGAGCUCCAGGACGUUGGUGAAGAGAAGCUUCAGGAAGCGCAGGUUCUCACGGAGAGACUGGCUCAGACCCAGCAGCUUCACACACAUCUGACCAAACAGGCCGAGGACAGGACCACCUUCCUCAACAAGAUGCAAGGAUGGCUGAAGGAACAUGAAGAGAUGGUGAAAGGAUCUAAGGUCUGGAUCACUGAAGCUCAGUCUUGGCUCACUGCACCAUGUACCUACACCACAGCUAAAUGCCUGGACAGCCAUGUUAAUGCUUUACAGAUGGUUCUGGAUGAUUCGGAGCAGAUCCGGCAGACUCUGCAGGGCUUUGAGAGUGUGUUGAAGGAAAUGCAGGGUGUGUGUGAUGUCAGUGCACUGCAGCAGGAGCUGAGUGAAGCAGACCAGCGUGUGGCACACAUGCAGCAAAACCUGGUGGAGCCUGUCUCCCAGCUAGAGCAUGCUGCAGCUGAGGUGGACGCCAUGGAGUCUGAGCUGAAGAUCAUGGAGAAGGACGUCGCUGACCUCAGAUCAGCGCUGACCUCAAAAGAGGGCAUCAGCCAGGACAAACUCAAGGCUGCUGAAGGCAGGAUUGAGCUGAUGAAGAGGACGGUAGCUGAACUGCAGAGCUGUAAGGCUGGACUCUGUUUACCUGAAGGAGCAGAAAACACACUCACAGUGUUCAAGAGUGCAGAUUUACUGCUAAAUCAGCUCUUGGAGCUGGAGCAGCUGGUCCUGGAGCACACUGUGGUGAUGGUAGUAGAUCCUCCUGCUGCAGUGUGUGAGAAGCCUGCCCUCAGCGUCCCCCCGACCAUCGCUGAAGAGGAAGCACAGGAGAGUGUUCAGGAGCAGGGUCAGAUUGAGAUCGUGCGUAUGAAGGAAGAUGUGCUGAGUGUAUCAGGAGCCGUGCUGAUGACCGUGGAAGAAACGAGUCCAGAGCAGAGGCUGGGUUGGGUCCCAGAAAACAGCAGCCAGUCCCCAGCUCAAACACAGCUUCCGCUCCACGAGGAAGAAGAGGAGCUGGAGGAGGAGGAAGAGGACAUAUUUUUGGAUGUGAGUGAAGAGGAAGAGUAUAGUGAUUACUGGGAAGACGAUGAAGAGGAGGAGUAUGUGGAUGCUAAAGAAGAAGAUAAAGAUCAUGGACCGUCUUCUUCUGCCCUGGGCUCAAAGACUGUGGGCAAUUGUACCAUGGAGGAUGUAAACAGUGGAGAAGCUGGAGAGUCUGUGGAGCAGGGCGAGACAGUAACAGAUCCUGAGGCUGUAGAACCCGCUGCAGGAGCGAGCGAUGAGGAGGCUGGACCUCGGCCGGCGGCGACCGUGCGAACGCAGUCUCCCUCCAAAGAGCUGGAGCGAAUCGGGCCGGCCGGGCUGAAGACACACACUCUCACACAGGGGGUCUCACACACUCAUGCAGAAGCCAGCAAAGACAUAAAAAACGCCUCAGCUGAAGCUGGAGUGCUGCGUGUGUGUGUGGAGAAGGCUGCAGUGUUGGAGGUGUGUUUGGAGCAGGCCCGGGCCAGCCUGGGUCAGACGGGACGGGCGGCGCUGGACACCAGCAUGCAGCAGAGCAUCGAGAGACAGCUGCAACACUGCCAGGAGAUGUUUGUGGAGCUAGAGCAGAAAGUGUCCGGUGUGUCUGCGGUGAGUGAUGAUGAUGAAGAGCAGCGCGCACUCAGUGCCAAACUACAGCGCCUGAAGAACAACCUGCUCACAUUCCAGCUACUGUUACAGGAGAAAUACGCUGAAGAACAGGUGUAUGCUGGGAAAGAGCGCCCCCUGAAGAGCCGGCUGACACGCAGCUGCAGCGUACAAGAGAUUCUGACCUCAGCCAGAGGCAAACUGUUCAGACAAAGCAGCCUGCAGCAGCAGAGGGAGCUAGAGCAGGGUUUGAGUGAGCAGAGAGAGCUAACUAAAGCCAUCGCAGCCAGAGGACGACUGCACAGCCUGACUGCAGACGACCAUGCAGGGCUCUUUGCUCCAGCACCAGUGGUAGAUGAGGAGCAGAAACACCAGCAGGAGGGGUCAGUGCACAGAAAGUGGACACACCUCCAGCAGAGACUGACCCAGACAGCAGAACCACAGCAAGACGUGGAGGAGAACUCAGAGAGAGGAGAAUCAGCACAGAUAUCUACCCCUUCUGUGUGUGUGUGGAGCAGAGAUGUUGGAGCUAUGUGUCUACAGGAGCUACGAUCACUCAUCACACAACUAAAACAGCUUAGAGAGAAUUCCUCUGAAGAACCAGACGUGCGAGCUGUAGAUGAAGGUCUGUUUGAGGUUCUGAGUGGACUUGGCCUCUCACUUUCUUCUGUAUCUAAUAUGCUCCUCUACCAGCCACGACACAACCAAACCGAUACACACGACCAGCUGCUGCAGUUACAGGAUCUCUCUGCAGAGCUGAGCUCAUUAGGCUCUGAGUUGUCGUUUCAAGGCUCGGAGCUCGUGAGGUCUUUAGGUCCAGGCUCAGCAGCAGCAGGAGCAGUGUGUGAAUGUGUGGAUCUGCUGCAGAAGCGUGUGUGUGAGCUCCAGAACAUGCUCUCUGAGAAGCAGAAGCAGCUCCAGGAGCAGCUGGAACGUACAAUCCACCAUCAGAGGAAGAUUAAAAACAUGCAUGCUUCAUUACUCGCUAACAUCUCGGCCAACUCAACCACUCAGGGAGAAUCUGGAUGUGACCUUCAGACUCAGCUAAAGGCUGUGGUUGAGCUACAACAGGAGCUUCAGCAGAAGGACAGAGAGCUGGAGGAGCUGAGAGAGGAAACAGAGAGUGAGGGGCGAUCAUCAGUGCUCACUCUGGAGAUCAACACGUUAGAGAACCUGUUGGACAGUGUGUGGUGUGGUGUGAGGGAGCACAGUGCUGAUGUGCAGUUCAGGCUGGAGCAGCAGCAACAGUGUGAGUGGCUGAUGAAGAGUCUGCAGGAUCUGCUGGAAAUCGCCAAAGAAAAAUUGACCCGCUCUGCAAACCUCAAGCUGGACAACACACAACAACUCCAAACACACAUCAACAAUCACUCGACGUUCUUUCUGUCUCUGGACGCCCGUCUGCGGUCUCUACAGCAGCUGAGUGGCCGGAUGCAAGACAAGAGGCCUGCAGUAGCAGAACUGGAACAGCAGGUGGACAUCAUACAGCAACAGGCUCUGGACACUGUGACUGCACUGCUAGCUGCUCUGAAGGUCUGGACACAGUGGGAGGAGAACCAGGCCUGGUUAGAGAAGCUCCUACAAGAUCUAGAGACUCAACUUUCUAAGAUACACCUGGGAGAGCAAACAGAGGAGAAGCUACAGGAGUGCCUGUCUUCUUAUGAGAAUUUGCAGGCCGUCCUGGAGAAGAACAGAGCGCAAAUCAGUCUGGUCUUGGAUCAGGGGACCAGAGUACAGAAAGGGGGUGUGGCUGAACCAUGUGUGGGCGUGUCAUCUCAGAUAAUGCACAAAGUAGAAGUAUCUGCCUUGAGGCUGAAGCAGAGACUGGCUGCCCUCCAGAGCAAGCUAGAGCACGGACAAGACUCCGCCCACCAGAUGAAGAAACUAUGGGACAGGUACCAUUGUGAUUCGGCAUCCCUGUGUAAGUGGAUGGACAAAGCCAAGGAACACCUGCACAAUUGGACCGGUCACAUGACCUCACCUAAAACCGACACAGACAAAGCUCUGUUGCACUACAAGGAGUUUAUAGAGCUAAGUAAGGAACUGGAAGUGAAAUCAGCUUUGAAGGCCUCAGUGAUCAGCUCUGGAACAGCAAUAAUACAGCUGAGUGAAAGAGAACAACAAACACAUGGGCUAGCUGAUGAUUCCUUGGACACUGGACUCUUAAAUGAUGACCUUCAGUCAAAAGAGAAUGGCACUGGUGCCAUUAACAAGAGUAAUACCAACCCUGAUGUAGUUUCUGUGAUGGAAACAGUCACAGAAAAUGAUGCACCCACUUCCUCCACUACCAAAACAGCUCUCAGUUCCCAGGAAAUGGAUCUGUCUCCUGGAUCUAAAGAUGUGGUCCACGAUAAAUCUCCCAUACAUACUCCAGCAGGGGACAGCAUUAGUUCCUCCAGUGUUUCUCAGGCCUGUAGGACUUUCUCACAUUCCUUUAAAGGGUCAGUGGGUGGAGAUACUCCUGUCCAAUCAAUUUCCAGCCCCACUGCACUGUCUCCUGUCCUGCUGUCACUGCAGGGUCAGCUCACUCAGGUAGAACUGGGCUGGAUGGAGAUCUACUCAGGUGUUCCAGCUGCACAGCAACAACUACAUCAGUGUGUGAUGGACAGGUUGAGCCCUCAGGACCUGUUGACCCGUGUGAGUGGCUGGAUCAGUGCUGCCGGACGCAGGCUGGACAAGGCCGAGAGAGCUGCCCGCUCCUCCAGCACCACAGCUCAGCUCAGAACACUCCUCAACACUUACAAGUUGCUUAGGAGAGAGCAGGAGUGUGAGCAGUGUUCAGUGGACUUCCUGAACCACUCUGUGCUGAAGCAGACUAACCCCGACUCACACAGAUACAAGCACACCGCCUUCGCCGAGCAGCUGGGGGAGCUCAACUUCCGCUGGCUCACAGUACAAUUUCAAAUCAACAUACAGUUGCAGCAGACUGAGCAGAAGUUGAGGGAGUGUGCAGACAGAGAAGGCAAACUGCAGCUGCUGCAGCUGUGGGUCAAAGGUCGUGAGGAGUGGAUGCGAUUGGCUAGGAGGCCUGUCAGCUGCUCCGUGGCAGAAAGUGGCCUGAAGGAGUGUGAGGAACUGGAGGACAAGCUGAAGACUCGGUCUGCUGAGCUGAGAGAGCUGAGGAAGAGGAGGCUGAGUGGUGAUGAAGAAGAGCAGAGGGAUUCAGACUUCAGCAGACAGAUUCAGAGUGUCGACCAGUCAUUAGCGGAACUGGCUCAACAGAACAACACUCUGAAGCAGGAUCUGAAGCAGGUGUGCAGCCUGUGGUCUCAGUUUGACAGUGGGAGGAGUCUAGCAGAUCUCAGAACCCUGAGGGUCUCCCAAUCACUGGAGCAUUGCCGUGUCCCCCACACCUCCGUCACAGCUCUGGAGAAAAGCAGUGAUAAGCUACAGACACUGCAAGCUGAAGCUGAGGAGAUUGACAGGCAGUGGGAGGAGCUAGAUCAUACUUUGUCCUCAAUCACUGGUGGGAUCCACACAGGCACCUCCCAGUUAUUAUCGGAGCAGCAGAAAAAAGACAAAGCACGCUGGUUCGAAGUGAAGCAGAAUCUCACACACACCUCUCUGCAGUCACACACCCUUCUGGAAGCCUGGAGACAGUUCUCAGCUCUGUCAGAACCCUGUACCCAGAAGCUCCAGCUGUACAGAGAGCAGUUCUCCUCGCUGUCACACACUGCAUCUGAACCUGAGAGCAACAUUGACACACUCUCAGCCUGUGUACAGCAGCUACAUGAGUUGCUAAAGAAGACUAACAGUCUCCAAACUGACCUGGACCUAGUGCAUGAAGCCUCCAAAGAUCUGGUUGGUCAGAUGGAGCCUGGCGCAGCGGCGUUUGUCCAGUCUGAGUGUCGACUCUUGACGCGUGGUUGUCUCCAGCUUGAGGAGGCCCUGAACGUAAAGCUUGGAGAAAUUAAAGAGGAUCUCAAACAGCUUCAGGAAUUUGAGCAGCUGCUGGAUUCACUGGAAGCUCAGUUAGAAGACUGGAGGAAUAACCAAAGUGAACACGCUGAUACUCAACACACAGAUAUCACUAAGUCGGGUUUGCUGGAGUUGAGCUCUCACUCUGCUGAUCUUGAGCUCCUCAAUGGACUGAGCUACAGGCUGACCCUCAGUGACACCACGACCCACCGGUUACAGAACCUGAACAAGCAGUGGGCUCAGGCCUCCGCUCAUGCUCAGGAGAAAUGCAGUGAGCUGCAGGCAUCCUCUCUCCAGCAGCAGGAUUUUGAGCAGCGGUGUGAGAGCUGGAUGGUGUUUCUGCAGAGGAUGGAGGACAACCUGGCUGUAGAAAUCUCACCCACGUACCCUCAGCUCCGACAGCAGCUCCGCACACACCAGCGUUUCCAGGCUGAGUUGUCUUUAGGUCAUCAGAUUCUGCACUCAGUCAUCACUGAGGCUCUGCUCCUAUUACACAGAGACGAGGUGGAUGAUAGGAGUGAUUUCCUGCUGAAGUUGGCUCAGCUGAGGGAACACUGGCAGGGUGCGGUGCAGAGAGCUGCUCAGCGGCGCUCCCUAGUGGAGGGGCUGGUACAGCACUGGCACCUGUACACACACACACUGCGCAAACUCCGCAAACUGCUCACACACACUCACACACUCCUGCCACCAGCGGGACCCACACACUACAACAUCCUGCAGCUCCGCCUCUCUCUACAGGACAUGAAGCGUGCUCAGCUGCUGUUCUGCAGGUCAGUGUCCUGCUACCUGCUGCUACUGGACGUAGGCCGCCAGCUCUUCUCUGUGAGUGAUGAGGUCACUCAGGUCCAGCUGCAGACCGACCUCGCCGCCCUGCAGGACGACUGGGAGAGCUCCCAGUGCACACUGGAAAAGAGGAGGACCCUCACUGCUGACAUCAUAAAGAACUGGGAGAGCUGUGUAGCGGGACUAGCCAGCCAUGCUCAACGUCUGGAAGAACUGAAGGCCAGAUUAAACCUGCCAAUCCAAGAGAUGGAGGACGAGCAUCAGUUUAUUAAGGAGGUUCAGGACUCUCUGGACGACUGGGCAGUGAGUCUGUCCGAACUCGGCACCAUGAAGACGGACCUUUCCCAGUACAUCAUCACCGAGGACGUUCUGCUGCUGCAGGAACAGGUGGACCAUCUGCACUGCCAGUGGGAGGAACUCUGCCUAAAAGUAUCUCUGCGUAAACAGGAGAUUGCUGACCGGCUGAAUGCGUGGAUAAUCUUUAACGAGAAGAACAGGGAGCUGUGUGAAUGGCUCACUCACAUGGAGAACAAAGUGGCUCACAGCGCCGAGCUCAGCAUUGAGGAGAUGGUGGAGAAGCUGAAGAAGGGCUGCAUGGAGGAGAUUAACUUGUUCAGUGAGAAUAAGACUCAUCUGAAGCAGUUGGGAGAGCAGCUCAUCAGCGCCAGCAAUAAGACCAAGGAGACGGAGGUCAACGACAAGAUCAAGGACAUCAGUGACCGCUGGCAGCACCUGUUUGACCACAUCGAGGCCAGGGUGAGGAAGCUGAAGGAGACGCUGGUGAUGGUGCAGCAGCUGGAUAAGAACAUGAGUAACCUGCGGACGUGGCUGUCCCGGAUCGAGGGGGAGCUUUCCAAACCCGUUGUCUACAGCAUCUGCCAUGGUGACGAAAUCCAGCGCAAACUGGCUGAACAACAGGAACUGCAGAGGGACAUCGAGCAGCACACAGAGGGCGUGGCCUCAGUGCUAACACUGUGUGAUGUGUUGCUGCACGACGCAGACGCGUGCGGCAGUGAUGUGGAGAACGACUCCAUCCAGCAGACCACCCGCAGCCUGGACCGCCGCUGGAGAAACAUCUGCGCCAUGUCCAUGGAGAGGAGGAUGAGGAUUGAGGAGACGUGGCGUCUGUGGCGCAAGUUUCUGGAAGACUACUCUCGUUUUGAGGUCUGGUUGACCACAGCCGAGCAGACGGCAGCUAACCCGGCCAGCACGGACGUCCUCUACACCUGCGCCAAAGAGGAGCUCAAGAAGUUUGAGGCGUUUCAGAGGCAGGUGCAUGAGCGCCUGACGCAGCUGGAGCUGGUGAAUAAGCAGUACCGGCGUCUGGCCCGAGAGAACCGCACCGACACCUCCAACAAACUGAAGACCAUGGUGAACGAGGGGAACCAGCGGUGGGACACCCUGCAGAGGAGAGUGACCGCCGUGCUCCGCAGACUGAAGCACUUCACAUCCCAGAGGGAGGAGUUUGAGGGAACGCGGGAGGCCAUUCUGGUGUGGCUGACAGAGAUGGACCUGCAGCUCACUAACGUCGAGCACUUCUCAGAGAGCGACAUCCACGACAAGAUGAGGCAGCUCAACGCGUUUCAGCAGGAGAUCACUCUGAACACCAAUAAGAUCGACGCUCUGAUCGUGUUCGGGGAGAAUCUGAUCCAGAAGAGUUCUCCUCUAGAUGCUGUGCUGAUAGAGGACGAGCUGGAGGAGCUGCACUCCUACUGUCAGGAAGUGUUCGGCAGAGUGGCCCGAUUCCACCACCGCCUCAUUAACAGACGCCCGGUCCUGGAUGAUGAUCAUGAUUUCUCAGACCGAGACACAGAUGUGGAGGACUCGUUGGAGCUUGGGUCAGUGUGGGCGGAGGAAGAGGACCUGGUGGACGUUGGGAUGUCCACUCCUGUGGAGCAGUCGGUUCACGACCUCCUUCCACCCCUGCUGGAGCCGUCGGGCCGCGAGACACCGGUCAGUGUGAACUCUAUACCGCUGGAAUGGGACCACACUGUGGAUGUGGGUGGAUCUUCAUCGCCUGAGGAUGAGGAUGAGGAGGAUGUCACAUACUACAGUGCACUAUCAGACGUUGAGGUCACUGAAAGCUCUGAGUCAUUUAUUAAAGCCACGGCUCAAGCUCUGAGUGCUGCGUCCGUAGGAAGGUCGAUGACUGAUCCCUCCUGCUGGCAUUCGCCACCGCCCCCCUCAGAGAGGAAACGCAUCAUCCACAGCCUGAGCUCAUCUCCUGUACACAACAGCACCUCCUACCAUCCACAGGGCUAUGUUAAGCUAAUGUCGGAGUGCACGGAGAGCAUAGAUAACGUGAAGCGAGUCAAGCUGAUCCUGGAUGAUGAUGAGCUGCUGGAGGAACAGGGUCUGACCAUGCUGUCUUCAGUAGACAAACAGACUGGUGUGAUCGAGCGCUGGGAGCUCCUGCAGGCCCAGGAGGCUGCUGACCUACAGCAGUGGCACAAGCUGACCACUGACCUCAUUGAAGUCACAGCCUGGCUGGACGGUGUGCUUCCAGAACUGGAGACACUGCGGAGAGCUGAAGCAUCCAGCAGCAUCAGAGACAUGGAGACAAGCAUCCACAAGCUGAAGGAGAUGCAGAGAACCUUCAAUAUCUACAAGUCUCUAAUGAUCGGAGUGAAUCUGAGUGGACAGGACAUCCAGCGAGGAGACAGGGCGGAGCUUCAGGAACUGAGUGCGGGACUGCAUGCUACCAAUCAGAAAUGGACGCAUGCCUGCGCUGUUCUGGACAGUUGGCAAUACCAGCUGCAUAAUGCACUCCUGCAGUGUCAGGAGUUUCACGAGACGCUGCACUCUCUACUGCUGUGGCUGGCUCGGGCCGAGAGCCAGCGCUACAUGGUCAACAUCCAUGACCUCAACGUAGACACCAACAUACUGGAGGAGCACAGAGAUGCACUAAAGGAUCUCCAGCAGGAGCUCCGUGGUCGGGAGCAGGAGGUGCUCUCUCUGCAGGAAAUGUCUGCUCACAUCCUGCAGCUGGACCAGGGGGAGGACAGCCUGGAGGCCAAAGAGAAGGUGCACGUCAUCAGCAAUAAGCUCCGCCUCCUCCUCAGACAGGUGGCCCAAGAUCUGGGCCUGCUGCAGGAUAGACUGGACUGUGAGGGUUCAUCAGUGGACGGUGGAGAAGGGAGGAGCACAGCAGGCGUCUCUGCGCUACAACACAAGCAGGAGUCAAGGACAGCUAAAAGGGGAGCUUCUGAAACUGCAAGGCCAGAGAGGAAAGAGGCAUCCCCCAGCAGGCCUUUCCUGUACCGGGUUCUGAGGGCAGCGUUCCCCCUGCACCUGCUCUUCCUGAUGCUGCUGGUUCUGGCCUGCCUGGUUCCUCUGUCUGAGGACGACUACAGCUGCGCCCUCUCCAAUAACUUCGCCCGGUCCUUCUACCCCAUGCUGCGCUACAUCAACGGCCCCCCGCCUACAUGAGAACCGGGGCGUCGGCCUUUAUCACUCCUGGAUGGAUUGUUCCAUCAGUGCUGAAGAGGAACUGGAGGUACCAAAGGCUUUCUGAAAGCAUGGGAUGAGCGUUUGUACCAUCUCACUCUUUGUAUCUCACUCAUCUUCUGCUUUGUUCUGAGUUACUCCAGUCCUGGAAUUAAUCUUCUGCUGUGGAUUAUUACAUUUAUGGACAUUUUUGGCAGGAGGGGAAGAAAAUAAGCAGCUAGAAAAGCAAGAAAAUGGCAGAUAAAGGAGUACUACUGGUAGAUGAGAAGACUGGAACCCAAGCCUGGAUUUCUACUGCUGAGAAAAACAUGGACAAAUCUUCGUUACACCAGCAAACUCAUCACUGAAUGCACUGGAAAAAAGCUGGACUCUGAAAAAAAGCUGUUUUUUUUUUUUUUACAUAUUGACCUAGAAACUCCACACUGUGUGCAAUUACGUUGUUUUUAUAAAAAAAAAAAACCUGUAGCAAGUUGACCUGCCAUGCCCCACCCCUCCAUCACUGAUGUAGAGCACAGAGGAGAACAGGGGAAUAAGUGCACUGUGCUGUUCUGUGAUUGGUUUCAGGCCUUUAUCACUUAUUUCUGGAAAAAAUGCAGAGGGCACCACGUUCACUGUAUUUAUGAAAUACAGGAAGAUUAAGUCAAAACAAGUUUAAAAUUUAAAUGAAUUAUAUAUUUUAAUUAUUAUUUCAAAACUGUUUGAAUUAUUGACUGAACUUGUUGGUUUGUUAGGUUUUUAUUUAUUUAAUCGUUUUGUUUUCUGGUCAGAAAUUUACAGAAUAGAAGCUGUGUUGAUGUUCCCCUGCAGCUAUUUUAACCUACAGGAGGAUGAUGGGAAGGAUGGAUUUAAUUUAUUCCCACUGCAAGAAUGUACUUGGGUGUGUAUGUGUGUGUGUGUGUGUGUGUGUGUGUGUGUGUGUAUAUACGCAGGUGCAUCUCAAAUAUAUUAGAAUAUCACUGAAAAGUUUUAUUUACUUUAUUUCAGUAAUUCAGUUCAAAAUGUGAAACUCAUAUAUUAUAUAUUUUAUAUAGAUGUAUCACACACAGAGUGAUCUAUAAUCUUUAAGCUUUUAUUUCUUUUAUUGUUGAUGAUUAUGGCUUACAGCCAAUACAUUUUGAACUGAAUUACUAAAAAAAAAAGUAACUUUUCAAUGAUAUUAAAUUUUUUAUAUGUAUAUUUGUCAUUUUUCAAUAUAGAAUGUAUACAACACUAUCAGAGCAGGAAUGUCCUUAAUGUUGCAUGAGAAUUCAGCGCCGUAAACCAAGGAAUGUUCGUUCUCACCAAAUCCUAUGUCCAUAAAAAAACAAAUUUAACACCUUUUAACAGAUAAAAGAGGGAUUUCUUUUACUCUUAUCGUCAUUACCACAAUUUGUUGACAUACCUUUAUCGUUUAUCAUUAACUAUAUUUACACUAUUUAUUUAUUUUUGCUUUUUUAUGAAGGUAAAAACAGAAAGUGCUCCUUUAGGUGUAAGCUCUAAGAAAGAGAAGCAAAAAAACGAAAUAUUCUCAUUUAAAAGUGAACCACAGCUUUCGUGUGUUGCAAUAAUGAGAAUAUUAAUACUAUUUUAUCUACAUUUAAUGAAUUAUAUGUUUUAAUUUAUAUUAUUAUUUAAUUACAUGUUUAAUUCAGUGACAAAACACAGAUUAUUCAUAUCAGUGAGAAAAUAAGUUAUUUUUAAAAUUAAAAUUCGGGUCAAUUAAAAAUAUAUAUAUAUCAAUUUUGCGUCAGUUAAAUUCUUCAUCUAGGCAUCACCGUCAUCUGAAAGCCAUCCGCCUCCUUUUUUAUCUCCCGGCAUCAAAUCAGACCACUAAAACUCCAUCUAAGCUGCAGCUACACAAGUAAUAAAGUCAAAUCAAGGUUGCCACAACCUUAAUAUAUUUUAAAUAAUUGUAUAUUUAUUGUGUAUUUAUUAAGCUCCUCCUGUCAGUGGUCACAGAAAUAAAUCUAUAAACGUGUUGAAGUGAAUCAUGCACUGCCACCUAGAGCCAUAGUACAGACAACGAGCGCUAAGAAUAAGAGUGUGUACAGUUUGUGCUUUUAUUUUUGUGUAUUUAUGGGAUGAUGUAAAGUUUAAAGCCAAUUUUUACAAAAAUAAAUUAAGAAAUAAAUAAAUAAAAAUGUUUGCCAAGACAA
Messenger RNA from Astyanax mexicanus (Mexican tetra), 32760 nucleotides. It is a transcript of the gene syne2b, whose product is annotated as spectrin repeat containing, nuclear envelope 2b. Gene Ontology annotation, molecular function: protein binding. The transcript is spliced from 130 exons. Gene Ontology annotation, cellular component: membrane. The coding region runs from base 401 to 30607 and encodes 10068 amino acids. NCBI's taxonomy places the organism in Eukaryota, Metazoa, Chordata, Actinopteri, Characiformes, Acestrorhamphidae. Gene Ontology annotation, biological process: signal transduction. The record is from RefSeq and is a predicted model, not a curated record.